This is a messenger RNA of Coregonus sp. 'balchen', 3326 nucleotides long. The record is from the annotation of a GenBank genome assembly. NCBI's taxonomy places the organism in Eukaryota, Metazoa, Chordata, Actinopteri, Salmoniformes, Salmonidae.
AUGAUGUCACCAGAGGACAGCAGCACCCUGGAGGGCUUAUUGUAUGGCAGCCUCCAUGGUGACGAGGGGGAGGAGUCAGUGAAUCAGGGGAGCAGACAGUCAGGAGAGGAGAAUUCCACAGCCAGUGUAAGCCCCAGCUAGCCUGUAGUCUGGUCCCAGACUGUUCUGACGGCCAUACGUACUUGUUAUGACAACAGUAGAGGAGUUGGCUAAAACCCAUACAGUACUGUAAAAGGGGACAAAAUAAUAGCAUACGCCCCAGCUUUGUGAGCGAUCAAAUAUUUUUAAAUUAACAUUCAUAAACAGCCAUUGUAUCUGAAAAAAAUUAAUAGGGAAUUUGAUUAUUUCUUGACUAAAUAUCUUUACAUUUUGUUAGUAUUUUUGAAAAUGUAGUUGUGUGAGAACAGUCUCAAUGCUGGCCAAGGGCCCUACACUCUGAGUGGCGCAGUGGUCUAAGGCACUGCAUCGCAGUGCUAACUGUGCCACUAGAGAUCCUGGUUCGAAUCCAGGCUCUGUCGCAGCCGGCCGCGACCGGGAGACUCAUGGGCGGCGCACAAUUGGCCCAGCGUCGUCCAGGGUAGGGGAGGGAAUGGCUGGCAGGGAUGUAGCUCAGUUGAUAGAGCAUGGUGUUUGCAACGGCAGGGUUGUGGGUUCGAUUCCCACGGGGGGCCAGUAUAAAAAAUAUAUGUAUUCACUAACUGUAAGUCGCUCUGGAUAAGAGCGUCUGCUAAAAUGACUAAAAUGUAAAUGUACACUCCCUUUGUCUUCUAUGGGGUUCUAAUGAAUAGUUCAUGAUUUGCAAGCUUCCCAUAAAGAGAAGCUUUGCUCCUUUUUUGCACCGCUCCAGUAGCGCAUGUCUGAAAACUGCUCCCGGUAUAAACUGGGUUCAUCAUAAUGAACAUGCAUGUGCACACGCUUCAACUAACAGGCUGUGCAUUAGACCACACAACCACUAUGUACACAAAGUAAGCAGGAAAUCCAUGACCCUACAUUCUGAGUUGUCUUGUUUGAUGGAGGUAAUGGCGAUUGCAGGGAAACCAAGAAAUGUGGCUCUAUUUUUAUACAGAGUGGCAUCCACGAUCCCCUAAAAUGUCUCUUCAUGGCCCUGUUAAAUUAUCUAGCGUUAAUCAUCGAUCUGACAUGAGUCAGCUUACACCUCUCCAGUCAUUUCAUAUCAGUGAUUACCUCAAGUAACAGAGGAAGGCGGGAUGCAUUUGUAAAGUAUUACAACGGAGCCCUUGUGCCCCGGAAUGACAUUUCUAUUAUUGCUUUGCAGUCUCCAGCUACAGGCGUAGUAGAGGAGCCGUUGGUGUGUGCCGGCUGCGAGGGGCGUGUUUGCGACCGCUUUCUCCUAUUGGCUGCCGGGCGGGCGUGGCACGAGGCGUGUCUCCGCUGUAGCCAAUGCCAGUGUGAGCUGCAGACGCACCUCACACUCUACUGUCGUGACGGCAGCAUCUACUGCCAGCAGGACUACUGCAGGUGGCUCUACAGUCUUCACCCACUUUACACACCUCUGCUCUGGUUGCUUCGAUUCUGUCUCUACCUACUUAUCUGCAUCAGACCACUCAUUUGGUUGUUUUGGUCCCAUCUUCAUUGUCUUGUACAGUAAUACUCUGCAUGCUACUGACAAUCUUCUAUUUGCACACUUUUCUCUUCCGUCAAAGGUGAUUUCUUUUAGUGGAGCAUGUUAAUGUUGUAAAAGACCUGCUCAGGUCUCAUAUUGUUCAAGGAUAUUGAGUGCUAACAGAGAUCUUAUUUCUCUAACUGGCCAGGUUAUUCAGUGUGGGACGAUGUGCCCGCUGCUCCCAGCCAAUCCCGUCGUCAGCAAUGGUCAUGAGGUCUGGUGAUCUGACCUUUCACCCCGAAUGCUUUUCCUGCCAGGUUAGCUAUUUUGGAUCUAUAAUUAGCACUUACAGUACCUGUCCAAUUCUACUUUGACCACUAGCCCCUCUCCUACCUCCUAGACACUUCUAUAUAACUUUUUCAGCUCGAGACCCAAAUUAGAAAUUUGUGUCCUCCCAUGACCUAAAUUGUCAUCCGGUAACCCAAAUUAAGAAGAAAUAGUGUGAGAUUAUGGAUGUGUUCUCAUAACUAGCGAUCCACCUCUCACAUGCCCACUUUGACCCAUAGUUUAAGAAACCUAUCAGAGUAUAAGGUAGAGCAAUUACCCUUUCCGUAAUUGUUUAUUACUCAAACCUGUGGUAAUGGUGACCUUAUAUGCAUAAAAUCUAAUAAUUCUGUAUUUGUCAACCUGGGUACACGUUCGUUUUUUUUUCACUUCUAAAAGCUCUGACAAAGGCCAAGAGGCCCACACAUAAGCUUGAAUACACUUUAAUAGGAACAUAAUAGGAGGCUAUUGAAGUCACUCUCUCCAAGCACCGUUUUUAAUUACAUCAAUGGUGCUAAUUCUAUAUUUCAAGGAGUGUGAUGUCACCUUGAUGCCUGGAAACCUAUACUGCCAACAGGGACAGAGCCUGUACUGUCAAGCACAUUACCAUGAUUACUGCAGUGCUCCACCCUCUCACAAGCUCCACCUCAAGCAGAGAGAAGGUGAGUUAUUCAUAGAUGACAGAUGAUAUUCAAAUGGACAGUCUGCUAUAUCAACCUAUCUUGAUACAGCAGAAGGGGAGGAGUCUGCCAGCAGCCCUGAGCCACGACUGGAGGAUGGCGUUACAGGUGGCCUGGCCCGCAGGCGGACCAAGCGAAUCAGAACAUGUUUUCGGAGCGAACAGUUGAGAGCCAUGGAGUCCUAUUUCGCCCUGAAACACAACCCUGAUGGCAAGGAUUGGAGCUGUCUGUCUCACAGGACCGGUCUGCCCAAGAGAGUGCUUCAGGUUUGAGACAUAGAACAUAGGAUUUUAACUGUGAACAAAUUUUGACCGGAGUAGUGAUCCCAAAAAAAAUCAGUACAGGAUUAUGCGGACAAACUGUCACAAAUGGACAUUGAGGUCAAGCUUAAAAUGUGUGUGAUUUCUCAUCUCUAUCUCUCUCAUACACACACACUCUCUCAGGUGUGGUUCCAGAAUGCAAGGGCCAAGCUCAGGCGUUCCCUCUCAGCCGACGAGUCGCAGAGCAACUCACCCGCCCCCCAGAGGUUCGACGCCAUGGCUACGGCCUCCCCGUCCCAAGUGACCUCCUCCCACCAGUCCCAGUCCUUCCAGACCAGCACCAUUGACCAACUGGAGCUCUCUCUGCUCACCGCCCCUCUCAGUGACCCGCCCCAAAGCCCCACCGACCAAUCAGCAGGCUUUAAAGACACAUUCUUCCUGGACUACAAUUCCCAGGGUGCACCAAGGCUCUCCCCUUUGAUGACCUAUGACUUUGGG